AUGCCUCUCUUACGUUUACAGCCACACUUGUUCGCGUCCCUCCCCGCGCAUUCCUCUCUCACAGCCAACGAGGCGCGCCCGCAACUCCAAUCAUUUGCGGGGGAUGCCCUCCAUGAAGCUCUGGAGUUUCUCCACACGAUCCCGUCAACAUUCACAACAGACCCCAAAUUACGCGCGUCGCCACCAUCUGAAGCCAAAGUCAAGCUCCUACGGAAGUGGCGCGAUCCUUCAACAAACAAUACAGUUGAUAAAGCUCCCGGGGCUGAGUUCUGGGUGUGCCGACAAAGUGAACAUGUGAAUGCCAAUACCCAAGGAACAGCAUCAUGGGAAGAGUUUGAGAAUGGACUAAGGUCGAACCACGCAGAGAAUGAAAUGGACUACACGCCUAGUGUGACAAGUGUAGAGCAACUUAUGCAAUGGUCGCGAUCGGACAUUGGAAAUAUUGAGACUCAGGGAGUAGCCUUCAAGGAUGUCGAUAUGGAGAUCAAUUUGAUCACCCACACCUUCCACCCUGGUGCGCUUAUUGCGCCUCGCAGCUUCAUCUCCCUAACCAUAUCUGCUGCAUAUGACAACACGCAAGCCCCAACUCAUGAGAAUGCCCAAAGCCGCCCCCUAAAGGGAUUCAUUACAGCGCAAAUACCGCUUCGAUCAACUGCAUCGUCUACCCCACCAGGUCUCCAUCAAAAGAUCGUCGCUUCUGUACCCAAACGUGCCAUCUUUGCUAGUUACGCGAGUGUUGAACACGUUACGCUUCUUCCGCCUACUGGCGAGAAUAAUCUCAGCCUCAUCGAGUGGACUAUGGCAACAACUUCGGAUGCAGGUGGCUCUAUUCCGCAGUGGGUUCAACGAAACUGGACCAUGGGAGGUGUGCCACGAGCUGUUGUAGCAGAUGUGGGGUUAUUCCUGGGGUGGACUAUGCGUCGACGAUCAUCUUAA
Molecule: messenger RNA, 936 nt
Organism: Penicillium angulare
Lineage: Eukaryota; Fungi; Ascomycota; Eurotiomycetes; Eurotiales; Aspergillaceae
Product: SRPBCC family protein
Exons: 2
Coding region: 1-936 (311 amino acids)
Source: RefSeq, a predicted model, not a curated record